AUGGGUAAGCCUCCAACUCUUUCGUCGAAAGAAGUGACUUAUGCUAGUGGUGCGCUCCAUACCGCAUUGGCUGGUCUUCUCAUCUCCAUAUAUACUCUUUAUGUUGAAUUUCGCGCAGAGGCGGAUCACGAAUACACUGCGCUAUGCGACAUCUCACCGAGUGUCUCUUGUACGGCAGCUCUUCUCUCAGAAUAUAGUGUUGGAUUUGGUAUAAUCGCACCUUUGUUAGGAGAAGAGAGUAUUUUCAAUCAGAAAAAUAGCCUCUACGGUGUGGUUGGAUACAUAUUUUUGGCGGUCAUACAACUAUGGGAAAGUCGAGCUUUGGCAACGGUUUCUUUAGUUUUGGCAGUGUUCCUGAAUACUAUGUCUGUUUAUUUGGGUGCAGCCCUUUUUAAACUACGCAUCCUCUGCCCAGUUUGUUGUGCGAUCUACCUCGUGAAUGCAGUAUUCCUCUACUAUGCUUACAGAAGGAGUGUAGCAGCAACCGAAAUAAAGGUGUACAAGAAAAAACGACGAUGA
Molecule: messenger RNA, 519 nt
Organism: Cylicocyclus nassatus
Lineage: Eukaryota; Metazoa; Nematoda; Chromadorea; Rhabditida; Strongylidae
Source: the annotation of a GenBank genome assembly